Helobdella robusta is the source of this 1434-nucleotide messenger RNA. RefSeq lists its product as hypothetical. The record is from RefSeq and is a predicted model, not a curated record. Gene Ontology annotation, molecular function: heme binding; iron ion binding; oxidoreductase activity, acting on paired donors, with incorporation or reduction of molecular oxygen. The transcript is spliced from 13 exons. The coding region runs from base 1 to 1434 and encodes 477 amino acids. NCBI's taxonomy places the organism in Eukaryota, Metazoa, Annelida, Clitellata, Rhynchobdellida, Glossiphoniidae.
AUGACGUCAAACAGGUACCUAACAUGGACCUUCGACACAUUUACCAAGCUGGGCAUCAAAGGUCCAACUCCCUUGCCCGGCCUUGGAAACUUUUGGUCACUUUAUAAAAUGGGUAUGGUGAAAUUUGACAUUGAGAUGAUCAAAAAGUACGGACCUGUUCACGGAGUUUACUUCGGCAGGCAGCCCCUCAUGACCAUCUACGACACGUCCAUCUUGAAGCAGAUCAUGAUCAAGGAGGCCCAUCUCUUUCCUAAUCAUUUUAACCUCCAAUUAUUUGCUCCACCUCUGGACAAAAUUUUGUUCACGUUGACUGAUGAACACUGGAAGCAUGUGAGGAGUGUCGUCAGUCCCAUCUUCAGUAGUGGCAAGAUGAGGAAGAUGUCCGACAAGAUAAACAAAUGCUGCAAAACUUUUCACAAAAAUUUGAAAGUUGAGGCGGAUAUGAGAAGAACUUUUGAUUUCGACAGCGCAUGUGACGCCUUCACAAUGGACCUGAUAGCCAGCGUGGGAUUUGGAGUCUCCAUCGACUCCCACAACAAUCCCAACAACCUCUUCGUCAGGAUGGCCAAGAAGGUUUUCCAGAACAAGUUAACGUUGGGAGUGGUUCUCUUGUCACCAUGGUUGUUGAAACCUCUCACUCGUCUUGGCGUUCCAUUGUUCGAGAAUGAUUUCAUCCAAUUCUUCACUGACGUCAUCAACAGAACCAUCAAAGAGAAAGAUGAUGAUGCUGAUGAUAAUGAACUGGACUUUCUGCAGACGUUGAUAAAUGCCCACCAAGCAAGUGCUGAUGGUGAUAAUCUUAGAGGAAAUAAAGACUUGUUGGCUCAGAGCUUAUCAUUUUUCCUGGUUGGUUUUGAGACGGUGUCCGUAACACUCUCCUACCUGUGUUACAACUUGGCCUGCUACCAAGAACAUCAAGAGAGACUGUUCAAAGAGAUCGUCCAGAUUAUUGGGAAAGAGAAUCCGACAUACGAUUCAAUCAAACAACUAACCUACCUGGACAUGUGCCUCAAUGAAACUCUCAGAAUGUUUCCUUUUGCCACCAGGACAGACAGGGUUGCCUCGCAAGAUGUCACCAUCAACGGAUUGUUCAUUCCAAAAGGCAUGGCUGUAGGUAUUCCCAUUCAUUUCCUGCAAAAUGAUCCGGACUACUGGCCCGAUCCUCACGUAUUCAAUCCGGAACGAUUCUCAGAAGAUAAUUGGAAGGUCAGCAUUGUGGACCCCAUGCGUUUCAUGCCCUUCGGAGCUGGUCCGAGGAACUGUGUGGGCAUGAGACUGGCCAAGAUGGAAGUCAAGAUGGCCGUUGUCCAUCUCAUCAGGAACUUCCGGUUUGAUGUUUCUGAGAAAACUGACGUAAGUUGCGUUGUUGUUGUAGAUGAUGGUGGUGGUGGUGGUGAUGAUGAUGAUGAUGAAAAUAAUAGUCUGUUAUGUUGA